This is a messenger RNA of Aspergillus terreus NIH2624, 2133 nucleotides long. RefSeq names its product catalase catB (gene cat1). Gene Ontology annotation, cellular component: cytosol. Gene Ontology annotation, biological process: hydrogen peroxide catabolic process; response to oxidative stress. NCBI's taxonomy places the organism in Eukaryota, Fungi, Ascomycota, Eurotiomycetes, Eurotiales, Aspergillaceae. Bases 1 to 2133 code for a protein of 710 amino acids. The transcript is spliced from 6 exons. The record is from RefSeq and is a predicted model, not a curated record. Gene Ontology annotation, molecular function: catalase activity; heme binding.
AUGCGUGCCCUCUCACUGAUUGGCCUCGUUGGUGUCGCCAAUGCGGUCUGUCCGUACAUGACGGGCCAUUUGAACGCCCGCGAUGAUGGCGACGCGACUGGUGCCACGGAGGAUUUUCUGUCCCAAUUCUAUCUGGACGACAGUGAUGCCUACCUGACCAGUGAUGUCGGUGGCCCUAUUGAAGACCAAAACAGUCUGUCCGUGGGCGAGCGCGGUCCGACCCUGCUGGAGGAUUUCAUCUUCCGGCAGAAGAUCCAGCGGUUCGAUCACGAACGGGUCCCCGAACGUGCUGUCCAUGCCCGUGGUGCCGGUGCGCAUGGUGUCUUCACCUCGUACGGCGAUUACUCCAACAUCACGGCCGCUUCCUUCUUGUCGGCCGCGGGCAAGCAAACCCCGGUGUUUGUGCGCUUCUCGACCGUCGCUGGUAGCCGUGGUAGCUCGGAUCUCGCUCGUGAUGUCCAUGGCUUUGCGACUCGGUUCUAUACUGACGAGGGUAACUUUGAUAUUGUCGGCAACAACAUCCCCGUCUUCUUCAUCCAGGACGCCAUCCUCUUCCCCGAUCUGAUUCACGCCGUCAAACCUCGCGGCGACAAUGAGAUCCCCCAGGCCGCGACUGCGCACGACUCCGCCUGGGACUUCUUCAGCCGUCAGCCUAGCACCAUGCACACUCUGUUCUGGGCCAUGGCCGGACAUGGUAUCCCGCGAUCCUUCCGCCAUGUCGAUGGGUUCGGCGUGCACACUUUCCGCCUCGUGACCGACGACGGCUCCUCCAAGCUGGUCAAAUUCCACUGGAAGACGCUGACCGGCAAGGCCAGCAUGGUCUGGGAGGAGGCCCAGCAGGUGUCGGGCAAGAACGCCGACUUCAUGCGCCAGGAUCUGUACGAUUCGAUCGAGGCCGGACGCUUUCCCGAGUGGGAGCUCGGUGUCCAAAUCAUGGAGGAAGAGGACCAACUGCGCUUCGGGUUCGAUCUCUUUGAUCCCACCAAGAUCGUCCCCGAGGAGCUGGUGCCCAUCACUCCGCUGGGCAAGAUGACGCUCAACCGCAACCCUCGCAACUACUUCGCCGAGACCGAGCAGGUCAUGUUCCAACCCGGUCACAUCGUGCGCGGUGUCGACUUCACCGAGGACCCUCUCCUCCAGGGCCGUCUCUUCUCGUACCUCGACACCCAGCUCAACCGGCACAACGGCCCCAACUUCGAGCAGCUGCCCAUCAACCAGCCGCGCAUGUACAUCCCGCUGAACCCCAACGCCUACACCCCCAACACGCUCAACAACGGCUCGCCGAAGCAGGCCAACCAGACCGUGGGCAAGGGCUUCUUCACGGCGCCCGGCCGCACCGCCAGCGGCCACCUCAUCCGCGCCGUCAGCCCGACCUUCAACGACGUCUGGUCGCAGCCGCGGCUGUUCUACAACUCGCUGGUGCCCGCCGAGCAGCAGUUCGUGAUCGACGCGAUGCGCUUCGAGAACUCCAACGUCAAGAGCGAGGUCGUCCGCAGCAACGUGAUCAUGCAGCUGAACCGCAUUGACAACGACCUGGCCCGGCGCGUCGCCCGCGCCAUCGGCAUCGCCGAGCCAGACCCCGAUCCGACCUUCUACCAUAACAACAAGACCAUCAACAUCGGCGCCUUCGGGCACAAGCUGCUGCGGCUGGAUGGUCUGAAGGUCGCUGUGCUCGGGUCGGUCGAUGUGCCGGACUCGCUGGCCGCCCGGCAGACCAUCGCCUCGCAGCUCGCCGGCGAAAACGUCGACGUCGUCACCGUCGCCGAGCGCCUCGCCCCCGGCGUGAACCAGACCUACUCCGCCUCCGACGCGGUCCAGUUCGAUGCGGUGGUGGUUGGCCCCGGCGUGGAGGGUCUGUUUGCCCCGAACUCGUUCACCAGCAAGCCCGGCAACUCCUCCACGGCGUCCCUAUUCCCCGCCGGUCGUCCGCUGCAGAUCCUCGUCGACGGCUUCCGCUUUGGCAAGCCGGUCGGCGCGCUGGGCAGCGGCAGUACGGUCCUGGACAACGUGAACAUCUCGACGGCGCGCGAGGGCGUGUAUGUGGCGGACUCGGUGACGGGCGAUUUCAUCAACGGGCUCAAGAACGGUCUGACCACGUUCAAGUUUUUGGACCGGUUUGCCGUGGACAAUUGA